Molecule: messenger RNA, 2401 nt
Organism: Carcharodon carcharias (great white shark)
Lineage: Eukaryota; Metazoa; Chordata; Chondrichthyes; Lamniformes; Lamnidae
Product: angiopoietin-1-like
Exons: 9
Coding region: 455-1948 (497 amino acids)
Source: RefSeq, a predicted model, not a curated record
UGUAAGAUGAUCCCUGUGCAACUGGGGUAUCAGACAUCCUUAGCAUAGUGGCGCACGCAUUCCUAUCAAAGUCUUUGGACGUCUCCCUCCAGCCUGAACUUAACGCUGUGUUCUUCAGUCAGGAUUCAGUGAGGAGUACACAGCUUAGAGCUCGGUACAUUAGCUGAAGGAGCUAUAAACUACAACAGACUGAGAAACAGCUGAGUGCUUUCAUUGAGGAUUGGUGCUGAAGUGAGUGAGACGCUUUCCGAGAGAGAGAGGAGACUUCCACUUGUUCAAUUUUCUUUAUUUUAAAAGAAAUUUGUUUUAGUCACCUGCGCUGUCUAACUCAAAAUUACAAUUGGUUGAAGCAUUGAGCUGAAGUGGUUGCCCGUUGCUUCCUGAAUUUUAUUAGUUUACUCCGAGAGGUUUGAAGAGAAAAGCUAAAGGAAGGAGUGACAGAGAGGCAGAGGGAAUGGGGGCAAUGGAUUCUCUCUCAGUGGCUCUGCUGUGUGCUGCCCUGGUUCACGCUGGCUGUAGUGGUCAAUCGAGAGGGAUGGAGGGAGGCCGCAGGAGAUUCAGCAGGGUCCAGAACGGAGCGUGCAGCUACACUUUCGUCCUGCCCGAACCCGAGGGGGGCUGUCGCGGGUCUCCCGAGCAGCACAGCAGCAAUUCCCUGCAGCGGGAUGCACCUCAGGAAGAUCAAGAGUGGCCCUCGCAGAAGCUGCAGCAGCUGGAGAGCAGGUCGGACAACAAUACCCAGUGGCUGCGGAAGCUGGAGAAUUACAUUCAGGAGAGCAUGAAGGCGGAGAUGGUUCAGAUCCAGCAAAACACCGUUCAGAACCACACAGCUACCAUUCUGGAAAUUGGCACGAGUCUGCUGAGUCAGUCAGCAGAGCAAACACGCCGACUCACAGAGGUGGAAACACAGGUCUUAAACCAAACCUCAAGGCUCGAAAUUCAACUUUUGGAAAAUUCCUUGUUUACAUACAAGCUGGAGAAACAGCUCCUUCUUCAGACCAAUGAGAUCUACAGAUUACAUGAUAAGAACAGCCUUCUGGAGCAGAAACUUCUGGAAAUGGAAGGCCGGCAUAAAGACGAGAUUGAGGCACUGAGGCAAGAGAAGAGCAGCCUCCAGGACCUGGUCCUCCGCCAGAGCCGCAUCAUCGAUGAGCUGGAGGCAAGACUGAGCCGAGCCACUGUCAACAACACCAGCUGGCAGAAACAACAACGAGAGCUGACAGACAUGGUGCAGAAUCUCCUCAAACUGGUCUCACAAGGAGGAGCUCCAAUGAAAGGCACCAGAGAGGAGAAAUUAUUCCGGGACUGUGCAGAAGCCUAUCAGAGCGGCCACAACAUGAGUGGGGUCUACACCAUUCGCCUCAAUGACAUGUCAGAGCCUAAGAAGGUAUACUGUAACAUGGAGACAGCAGGAGGUGGUUGGAUGGUCAUACAGCACAGAGGAGAUGGCAGUGUGGAUUUUCAUCGAACCUGGAAAGAAUAUAAAAUGGGUUUUGGGAAUCCAUCUGGAGAACACUGGCUAGGCAAUGAGGUCAUCUUUCUUCAUACAAACCAGCGACAGUACUCACUGAGAAUUGAUUUGAGAGACUGGGAGGGAAACCAGGCGUAUUCCUUCUACGAGAAGAUUCAGGUGGCAAGUGAAAAGCAAAACUACAGGCUCUUCCUGAAAGGAUACAGUGGGACGGCGGGCAAGCAGAGCAGUUUGGUUUUGCACGGAGCAGAUUUCAGCACCAAAGACUUGGACCAUGACAAGUGCAUCUGCAAGUGUGCUCAGAUGUUAACAGGAGGCUGGUGGUUUGAUGCUUGUGGACCUUCGAAUCUGAACGGGAUAUAUUACUCCGCGGGACAGAAGCUGGGGAAGCUGAACGGCAUAAAGUGGCAUUACUUCAAAGGCCCGAGUUAUUCCUUACGCACUGUGACCAUGAUGAUACGGCCUUCAGGUUUCUGAACUAAACUGCUCAAACCAAACCCGAUUUACUAACCUGAAACUAGAUCGGGACAAUUCCAGGAGCCACCUUCCUCCAGAACCCUCCUCUCUCUCUCCAUCACCAAGGAUUUGAAAUAGUGAAGAAUUUUGACUUGCUGCACUCCACUUCCCAGCAUGGCCACUCCCACAUUGACCCUUCCUGAUUCUUGUACACUCGUUGAUUUGCCUUUUCUGCGGUUUGCAGGUUUGGUGCUAAUAAGGGGGGCAAGAGGGGGAGAAACUUUUCAUGUAUGAAUUAAUGCAGGACUGCUGAGUAUUAGCGCCAUUAGUGCCGGGACUUUGGAACUCCUGCCAUGUCUCACAGAACCUCGUUGACAGACCUGCUGGUGGCUGGGCUUCCCCCCCACCCCUGCCACUUGCUUGGGCACAGAAGAAGGUUCUUUUCCAGAAGUUCCUUUUGAAAGGCAGGAGAAG